ACGCUGUACCUCACUUUUGACGUCACAGUCUGCGCCUCUCACUGGGCGACGGGCGAGUGGGUGUGUUUAACGGGGGGCUUCAUUCAUAAAUACAAAAAGAUUUUAAAGCCCAAAUUCAGGAGAAGACCGGUGGAAUCGUUCGCGAGCUUCCCCUCUUUCGUCUCAUGGACCACGUGAAUUAGAGUUCGGGGGGACACUCUCUCUGGCUUGGACCAUGAGCAAUGACUCUGCCAUAUUGACAAACUCAACAGCAGAACCCCCAACCAAUGGCACGUUGUCGUCAGAGACACAGAAUGGCUACGUCCUCCUGCUGGUCCUCUUGUCCAUUUUUGUCGGGGGGACACUGGUCCUGCUCUCUGUCCUUCUGAUUGUCUGUCGCCGCUGUUGUGAAGGAGACAGACGUCAUGCAUGGUUCAUUGUUUGCCUCAGGGCUAGCGAUGACACCGAGAAAAGUAACACCACCUAUAUUGAAGAAGCCCAGCCGGUGCACGAGAUUACGAUUCGUGUGGAUGAGUCAGAUUGCCUGUCGGCUGCCAGCUCCCACGACAUGGAGACGGAGCGUUUCCUCUCAACGGGCACAACCGGCCGCCGGGUCUCCUUCAACGAAGCCGCACUCUUCGAUCACAGCAAGAAAACACAGGAGAAAGGGCGAAGGUACACACUAACUGAGGGCGACUUCCACCACCUGAAGAAUGCGCGUCUCACACACCUCCACCUCCCUCCACCCGCCCUCCAGAUCCUCACCAUCCAUGAGUGUGAGUCUUCAGAGAACAGCCUCGCCAUGAUGACGCGUCCCGUCGCCAAAUCCAGCCUGUCCAUCUUUCAGCCACCAGUAUGUUCACUGCCCCAGACUGCCCUGACCAGCCGGACUCUCAGUCCCAGCUCUGCCCUUCCUGGAGACACUCUCAAUUCCACUGUGGACACAACAUUCUGUGAAAGCAUCACAAAAGCCGGCGCUGAGCCCUCAAGCCCAUGUCUGUUGGAGGUCAGAGGGGGAGUCGGCAGGGGCGCAGACAUCAUGGGUAAUGGUAGAGAGGCUGCGUCGGCCUCAGCCACGGCUCUGUCCUCAUCUGGCGGGGUCUCACAGGGUCCAAUGCUGCAGUUCUUCACUAAGCUCCGCCGUCACGCCAGUCUGGAGGGAGCAAGUCCAUACUUCAAGAUCAAGAAGUGGAAGUUUGACAGCAGCCAGAGAGCUUCAAGUCUCGACAUGAGAGGCUCUCCCAAACGGAGGCAGUUCCAGCGGCAGCGCGCAGCCAGCGAGAGUAUGGACCAGGAAGAGCAUGACGCCCAUCACAUUGACCUCAUCCAGUACAUCGCUCGCACUAAGGAUAUUACAUACUGCCCGGCCCGAGCCAGUCCACGUCUUCUAUCCCCCCCUUCCACACCCCCACCCCCCCUCGGCAGGUUAGAGGUGGAGGUGAUGGUGGAGCCCAGUUGCAGCAGAGCGUUGGGUCCUGGGGUGAUCGGCCUUACCUCCGAGCCCCCAGAUGAAAGUCUUGGAAUGGGUUUUCAUCAAGAAAGCUUAGAACCUCAGACCUUAUACCGUGAUAUAUGGACUCUUCGCGCCUCUCUUGAGCGUUAUGUCUCAUCCGACCAGAGCAGCAACAAUGACAGAGACUCAGUCCGUAGUGACGCAGAGAGCGUGUGUUCUCUCGGGGGUAAGUACGAAAUGGGAGGGCUUCCUAGGUACCCUUCGCAGGAUAUUGGUGAUGAAAUGGAGGGAGAUGCAGACUUGCCUUUAGAAGAGAGUUCUGAGAAAGGUCGUAAACAGGAUAGUGUUGAUUCUGAAAGAGGAAGUGAUGGGGAGCCAGGAAACCGCAAGCUUCUACAAAUGGACAGUGGUUACGCCUCAAUUGAAGCACCUUCACGUGCUCCCGAAGAGCUGAGACUGUUUGGAAGCAGCAGCAGCAGCAGCAAGGAUGGCUCCGCCAUGGAGCGCAGGCACUUCUUCAGUUCUGGCCAUAAAGGGACCGUGUGUGAGAGCUUCGACACAGACAUCUUAGAUGAAGAACUUGAAGAGGAGCCCACGGGUGCCAGUGGUGGAGUGGAUGGAGUGGAAACAAGCGAGAGCACUAUGCUUUGGUCCCCGUAUGGCCAAAUGUUCACUCAACGCGAUGCUCAACCUCAUCCCCCAGUUCUUUCCCGCCGUGACUACAGCAUUGAUGAGAAAACUGAAGCACUUUUCCAUGAGUUCUUAAGGCAUGACCCACAGUUUGAUCAGCAGGAGUCUCCGCUACGCUCCAAGCAUCGUUCUCGUGUGCACCUGCGGAAGCAGUGGCAGCGUUCCAAGCAGUACAGUGACCCCGGCCAGCGCUUCCAAACCUCUUUUGACCGGUAUCGCACUCCACUCCGACGUGGUGAAACUGUCAACUAUCCUCUAGAAACUAGCUACCAGAGCACGCUCCCACGAAUCAUUAGUGCACCUGAUGAAGAGAGCAGUGAAGGUGCAACUAGUACUCCAGAGAUUCCCAAGGGAGACCAGGAUGCCACUACCGAUGUGGAUCCAGACAAGACAAGAAUAUCUUCCAGCAGCGAAAGCAGCGGAAUCAUCCAUAAGAAGGAAUUCCUUGAGGCAUCAAAGCCCCUGCCAAUGACUGACAUUGCUGGAGAGCAAUCUGUGGGUCGGGAGAACUCUAGGCAAGUGUUGCCACCUCCUGAUGAACCUACCCCCGAAUGUACAAGCUACGGACCACAGACAAUCACAGAAGAGCUCAGCGACAAGCUAGCAGCUACUCUUGAAGAGCGCCUAUACUCGGAUCUUCGCAGGACCAGGGAAACACCUGAGUGCAGUACAGUGACUAUGACUCACACAUCGCCAGAUCACAGUCCAGUGUAGCAUGUGGCUCCCUUCAUCUCCUCGUACUUCAUGGCAACUACAGGUCUAAAAUUUUGUUUGGCAUUGGCUAUGAUCUGGAACAGGUUUGCUCUGGUCAUUUUAAAGACGUUGAAAUCUUUGUUUUUAUGUCCUAUACCAAUGGUGUAGAGACGUUUCUUCCAUGCCCAGUGUUAAAUAAAUGGCAAUUAAGGCUCAUACCUCACAUUGUUUGACGCACCAAGUCUUUAAUGAAAUGUCAAAGUCUGUUAUUAAAGCUCUCCAUUUAGCUACGUGUUGACUUCAAAAGCCAAUAUUUUCUCUGCACUAGGUAAUCCACUGUGAAAUUGGGUGCUAUUAGAUUAAAGAUUGAUUAUAUUUGUAAGUGCAUCAAUUAUAACGCAGUGCUGCCUAUUGGGAUGUUUGAUGAUGAUCUAAAUUAAUAUUACUUUCUUCUACCUAUUUUUAAAACCUACAAGUUCCGCUCUCUGUGCAGUUGCUGUGUUUUACUUUAGUUUUCUUUUGGAAGUUGUGAUGGAACAACAUACUAUUUAUUAAAAACAUCUGGGGUUUUGUUGUAUAGCUAAAUUUGCUAUCAGAUUUAGAAUUUCAGGAUAAAAUAAUUGGGGAAAAUGGUAGAUAAGUCUUUGUGUAGACAUGUCACAACCUAUAUUUCAAAACAACAUUAUUAAUACUAAAUGUCUUGAAUUAUCUAAAACUCCACAAUAACUAUUAGGUUCCAUGUCAAACCUUUGACAUUUUAACUUCCCAGUGUUUGUAAUUUAGGGUUAAACGACAUGAGAUUAGUUGCACUAAAGCACUAGAUGGUAGCUUGUUCCCCACCGACAUGUUCACAUUACAUUAUUAGGUGUCCUUGUCAUUUAACUGUGUUGUCUUAUCAUUGAAGUGAUAAAACUGCCUCUUUGUGAGAUGUUGUAAUUUUUUGACCAUUGAAAUAUUAUUAUAAUUAUUGUGCUUUUC
Danio rerio (zebrafish) is the source of this 3793-nucleotide messenger RNA. The record is from RefSeq and is a predicted model, not a curated record. Lineage: Eukaryota; Metazoa; Chordata; Actinopteri; Cypriniformes; Danionidae.